Messenger RNA from Penaeus indicus, 1841 nucleotides. Its product is annotated as type-2 ice-structuring protein-like. The coding region runs from base 391 to 1071 and encodes 226 amino acids. The record is from RefSeq and is a predicted model, not a curated record. The transcript is spliced from 8 exons. Lineage: Eukaryota; Metazoa; Arthropoda; Malacostraca; Decapoda; Penaeidae.
GUACAGUCAACCUGCGAGGCCACCAGUCGUGGUGCAAGCCCGAGGGCGGACACUGGCACCACAAGCCGCCAUGUGGGCCGUGGCGAUCAGUGGCGACGAGGCUCCAGCUGAGGCAACAGUUGGUUCAUCGCUCGCGCCUGAAUCGUGCGUCCUUCUGCAAAAUCCCCCGAGAAGAUGGUUCGCUCCCCGCUGAUGGUCGUUCGGUCGUUGAUGGUGCUUGGGAUCUGUAGCGGAGCUUACAGCGAUUGCUCUCCUGGGUUCCUAGAGUGUGCUACAACGACUGAAUGCAUCAGUACGUCAAAGAUUUGUAAUGGCCUAAAGUGAUGCAGUGACUACUCAGACGAAUACAUCUGCACCGGAAACAAGAUAAAAGUAUUUCCUUCUACCACAAUGACCACUACUACUACAACCACCACAACUACCACGACGCCCGCCCCCACCCCUCCCCCACCCAACAACGUGGAGGAGAGCGAGGCGCUGGGUCAGAAGUUCGCUCGGACCUUCAACGACACACUCCACCACCCAAGAUGCCCCAAGCUCUACACCAGCGUCGGGAACAAGUGCCUCUCUCUCCUCUACUUCGUCAAGGUCGGCUGGGGGGAGGCGAGGGCCCUGUGCUCGGCCGUCGGUGGGGAGCUGGUUCGCUAUCCUUCUGCCUCCGACGGGGAGUUCGCUGCUCUCCUGAAGUACCUGCGGGAGAUAGGGAUGACGACGGACUUCUGGGUGGGAGGCAGGUACACGAAGGACACCGAGGCGUGGACGUGGCUGGACGACGCCCCGAUGGACCUCGGCUCGCCCUACUGGGCCGUCAGACACACAGACAGUUGCAGCAGCCGCCAGCCGGAGUCGGCGCCAGACGGCAAGCCUGAGGACGUCGCCUACUGGACCAACACUUCGGCCUGCUACCACUACGAGCAGGCGCCCCGGCGCGACUCCCACGAGCUCUGCGCCGCCGUCACCUUCCGCCACUACUUCUACAUGAGCGACGAGGACUGCCUCAGCGUCAGGAGCCCUCUGUGUGAACAUGUUCCCAGCACCGCCCAUGACCUCACGCUCGCUGGCAAUCCGUGAGCGCCGGCCGCUUUUCAGCUCGCCAGAAUGAGCUAGCUUCACAGUACUACUUAAGGUUUCUCGUAUCUUACUAAUCAGUCAGUUAUAUUUUCAAAAUAACACCAUAUAUCUUGUAAACUCAGCUACAAGAUAAUUGCACUGUUAUAUAUCUUUUGUAAACGUUAUGGUUAUAUUAUAAGACUUAUAUUGCAGAGAAAUUUUGAAAAUGCAGCUGCAAAUAAUAUAUGUAUAAAAUAUACACUAACUAAAAAAAAUAUAUAUACUUAUAUUCACUGCAUGUAAAUGUAAAUAUGCACAUGUAUCUUUACACCCACCCAUAUAUAUUACUGUGUAAGUGCGUGUAUACAUAGGGAUAUAAUCUAGACACAAAUACAAUAUAUGUGCAGCAUAUACUGUGCGUCGCCGUGUGUUUUACGAGUGCGUUCGCCAGUUUGUAAAAAAUCGUACUAGUAUCAGUCAUUACUCCAGUAAUAUGCCCAUGAAUAGAAUUUUGUAAUAUCAAUUACUCUCAAGUAUCGAGUGCUUCACUGUGCUUCCGUGUCACAGAACAUUAACUGUCCUGAACCUUGGGCGUCAGAAUGUCAACUUGUGAUCGAAUUCAUCAGACCAGUAACUGUUGCAAAGCAUCUGUAAGCGAAAUUGGUUUAGGGAAGAUAGUAGCGCGACAUAAGACGGAGGCGUUCGGGGAAGCGAAAUGCCUGCCCAGAGAUUAUAUAACUAUAUGAAUGUACACUGCCACUUUCUUAAUAAAAUACUACAACCCACUGUUA